Molecule: messenger RNA, 552 nt
Organism: Alternaria conjuncta
Lineage: Eukaryota; Fungi; Ascomycota; Dothideomycetes; Pleosporales; Pleosporaceae
Exons: 2
Coding region: 1-552 (183 amino acids)
Source: RefSeq, a predicted model, not a curated record
AUGAAGCUCUCAACCCUCCUCACAACCCUCACCCUCGCCACCCUCGGCAGCAGCACCGCCCUCAAAAACUCCCGCUCAACAUUCACCUGGACCUCCUGGGUCGACAGCCUGAUCGCCGACCCAGCGCAUGCCAUGAGCCCCGAGGAAGCGAUUGCCGCCUUCAACGCCGCAAACCCCAAUCUCAAUCCCGACCUCUCCACCAACGAUGCUACUUUGGACAAGCGCCAAGCCUUCGGCAACUGCCAACAACUCUCCUCCCGACCCCCUUCUGUGCCCGACACCGUGGCUUGUAUUAAUGAUCUAGCAGGCAGGGGCAAUGCGGGGCAGGAGUGUAACGUUGAUGGGUUUACCGCUCGCGUGCAGUGUAGAUUGGGUAGUGCGGAUGUGGUUAGUGUUAGGGGGAGGGAUGAUGCUCCUAAGAGUGUGAAUUGUAAUGAUAUCGCGAGGUCGGCUGGUGUGAUUAUGGAUCGGUGUACGAGGGGGGAUAAUACGGUUUCUGGGGCUGCGUAUAUUCCUCAGGGGGGUGUUGCAGUGCAGAUUCAGGGUCGGUAG